Nasonia vitripennis (jewel wasp) is the source of this 2639-nucleotide messenger RNA. RefSeq names its product nicotinic acetylcholine receptor alpha 5 subunit (gene nAChRa5). Gene Ontology annotation, cellular component: postsynaptic membrane; neuron projection; synapse. Gene Ontology annotation, molecular function: acetylcholine-gated monoatomic cation-selective channel activity; transmembrane signaling receptor activity. The record is from RefSeq and is a predicted model, not a curated record. Gene Ontology annotation, biological process: monoatomic ion transmembrane transport; chemical synaptic transmission; nervous system process. The coding region runs from base 24 to 1487 and encodes 487 amino acids. The transcript has 8 exons. NCBI's taxonomy places the organism in Eukaryota, Metazoa, Arthropoda, Insecta, Hymenoptera, Pteromalidae.
AACUUUCAUAAUCUCCACUUUGUAUGCGUGCAUCGGCCGCAUAUGUAUUUAUCGAGCAAACAGCAGUGGCAUCUCAAAACCUGCAAGAGCCAGUCGCUCUCUCGACGAUGAUUGAGAAAGUUGUAGUAGAGCCGCAGUGUGCGACUGCGCGAGAGCGAGCGAGCGAGGGACUUUUCGGAGAUGCGGUUCCACGCGCGGCUGAGUCGCGAUCGAGCCGCCGCUUCGUCAGGAGCAUGUCGUGGCUAGCGUCGAUCUUGCGGUGCGCGCUCCUCGGACUCGUGCUUUUCCGAUUUGGCAUCUGCGACGAGCACGAGUACCGGCUGACAAAGUACCUACUGGACGGCUACGACGCCGGCGUCCGUCCGGCGAAAAACUCGUCCCAGCCUCUGGUCGUCGCGUUUGGUCUAGCCCUGCACCACAUCAUCGACGUGGACGAAAAGAAUCAAAUCCUCACGACGAACUGCUGGCUGACACAAGCCUGGACGGAUCACCACCUCCGCUGGAACGCCUCGGAGUUCGCCGGCAUCCACGUCAUCCGCGUCCCUUACAACCGCGUCUGGCGACCCGACACCAUCCUCUACAACAAAUCCGCAGUACAGCUCGGCGGUGAUCAACACGAACGUGAUAGUCCGGCACACGGGCGAAGUGGUAUGGCUGAGCCAUGGGAUCUUCCGAAGCAGCUGCGACAUCGACGUCGAGUUCUUCCCCUUCGACGAGCAAAGGUGCGUCCUCAAGUGGGCCUCCUGGACCUACGACGGCUAUCAGCUCUUCUGGUGUUUUACGUGCCGUCGGAGUCCGGUGAAAAAGUCACCCUCGGCAUAUCGGCCCUGCUGUCGAUGACGGUUUUUCUGAUGACCAUCAGGGAGAGCCUGCCGCCGACCGAGAAGACACCGCUGAUAAGCAUGUACUACGGGAUGAGCAUCUGCCUGGUGUCGGUGGCUUCGGGUCUGGCUGUUGUGACGUUGAACUUUCACCAUCGAGGCGUACGGGGUACCAGAGUACCCGUCCUUGUCAGGGAAUUCGUCCUGAAUAGUUGGCUCACCAGAUUCCUCUGCUUCAAUUUCCAGGAGGACCAUCCGGAAACCGUGAGAAGAAAAAAUUGCCCGCUACACUGUAAAUCCGAAACGUCGUCCCGUCAACCGCCGCCACCGCCUCCUCCACAACAAGCAGCGCACAUGUCGCCUAAUUACAACGUCGGAAGGAGACAUACGAGUGACCACAGUAGUCCGCCCUUAGAUCUGAGCAAGGACGGCGUGAUAGAGACGCAGUGGGCGAAGGUGAUCAGCCGAGUCCAGGCAACGAUCGAGAAGAACGAGAGGCGACUGCUGGACCAGGAUCUUCGCGAGCGUACCGAGCUCGAGUGGAAGCAGGUUGCGCUGGUCGGCGAUCGGGCGUUGCUCUUGUUAUUUUUUCUCAUCACGGCUGUGAGCACGGCUGUCAUCCUCUCCAGGGCACCUGCUACCGACGGCAAACCCGCGAUGAGCUAAGCCGACGAUUAUCCGCGGAGAUGUUGAGAUGGAUGUCGAAGCGACUAAGAUUCCUGUUGCUUUGUUUUCUGUGAUGACGAGAGGAGAGAUCUGUUGAGUAAACGAAUGCAUUAGUACAACGAUUAACGAGAACGUGUGGAGGGUCCUGCUUGUGGUUGCGAUUUUUUCUUUGCUUGUUGCAAUUUUUACUCACCUGUAGGCGAGGAAGUAAAUUUAAUGCUCAGGAGUGAGUGAAAGUUGCGACUUUGUACCUUUCAGUAUUAUCGUUAUUAUUCUUGUGAUGAUGAAGAUGAUUGCGUGAAGCUCAACUUAGUUAGUCAACAGGAAUUAAAGUCAGUAUUAAAAAAUUUCACGUUAUGGAAUAUUGACUGUCGCGUGACGUUGAUAUCCGUACAUAAAUCGAGCGGGUGGUGUAUGUAUAUGUACAUGAAACUCAACAUACUCGCGUUUGAUCUUGAUUUUUUCGAAUCAAAAUACGUUUUCAUUCUUUUCGAAGUUUCCAUAUUUCGGUUGCUGAAACAGCGCAUCGAUAUCAAAAUACAUUAUCAAUUAUGCGAUGAAAUUUUGAAUCUGAAAAGUAAAUUGUUUAAAUAUUGCUUAAGUUGCAGUUCGUAUGUGGUUUAUAAAGAGAAAAAGUAAGAUACAUGCGUCAAUUAUUUCUUUCAUGAAUUAGCUUACUUUUCAGAUUCAAGAGUAAAGGGUCAAAUGAUUCCUCAAAAGUCAAUAAUGAUGUCUAAAGAAACGAAAUCAAAUCAACUGAAUUAGAAAUAUUACUAAAAUAUUUGGUCCCUUUAUUGCCGACAUCAUUUAAAUUGUGUGUCAUAUACGACACUCACAUAGAAUAAUGAUUAUAAAAUUAAGUAUAAAAUAUAACUAUAUAUUAAGUAUAUAAAUUUUGUCUACCAAUUUCUUUUUCAAAGAUGGAAUAGAUUUAUAUUAAAUUAGGCUAGUCAGUUCCCACUGUUGAUUAAUAAUAAUCAGGUACUGGUGCACAAGCAAUCUUAACAAAGUCUUCGUACUUUACUUGACCGUUGAGGGAAACAUUGGCUUCUCUAAAAAUUUGCUCCACUGUAAAGCAAAAUUUCGAUGUAGACAACUUUGUAAAAUUGGUCUGAAAUUAAAUUUUAUGAAAGUGAUGUUUUCAAACUAAAA